AAAAUGAGGGCCAUGAAUAGAAUCACCCUUCAAUAUAUUAUUAUUUCAGUAGUUGGGGAUGGGGAUAAUGGCAGGCCCAAAAUAUCAAAAUUUAUGGCCCAAGCCCGAUUCUACGCUUCACUCUUUCGGGUGAUUUCUGGCAAUGCGAGAUAUGGUAAAUCACGAACCCAAACCGCUUUCAACUCUAACUGUAGAAAACCGCAUCGAAGAAACAGCAGGGAAAAGCGGACCCCAUCCUGCUCCGGCCUCCAAUGACCAAUCCCUCCUCCCCUCGUAGUCCUAUAUCCCCGAACACCCUCUCGCCAAUCAAAUGACAAUAUAUAAACAAUGUCGUCGGCGAAAUCCUCCGGCACGACGGCGAUCGGCCAGCCACUCCUUCCCCAGCCACCGCAAUACAUCAUCGUCCAACCUCCGUACCCCAUCCCCAACCGCAGCAGCCGCCGCCGCCGCGACUCGUGCAGCUCAUGCCGCUUCAUCUGCAUCGUCUCAACACUCUUUAUCCUCUGCGCCGCCGUCUACGUCCUCUGGCCGUCGGAUCCCGAGCUCUCCGUCGUCCGCCUGAACCUCGAUCGCCUCCACUUCCGCACUUCUCCCGCGCUCUCGCUCGACAUAACCCUAGAUCUAACGGUCAGAGUACGGAACAAGGAUUUCUACUCGCUCGAUUACGACUCCCUGCGCGUCGCCAUCGGGUACAGAGGGGAGAGACUAGGGUCAAUGAAAUCAGCUGGUGGGCAUAUCAACGCGCGGGGCUCGUCAUACGUGAAUGCCACGCUUCGGCUUGACGCCGUGGAGGUGUUGAGUAGUGCGAUAUUUUUACUGGAGGAUUUGGUCCGAGGUUCGAUUACGUUUGACACGGUUACUGAGAUCAGUGGGGAGCUCGGGCUUUUCUUCGUUGACCUGCCUCUCAAGACAACAGUAUCAUGUGAAAUCAUCGUAAACACACGCAAUCAGACAGUUACUCACCAAAAUUGCUACCCGGAGGUAAUGCUCUAUUCUCCUAUUAAUUGUCAUUCUUGUUGCUAUUGUAGAGAAAAUUAGGAAAGCGUAGAAGGGUGCUUGGGAUGAGAAUUUGGAACCACAAUGUUUUUACCCAAAUCAAAACCCGCAUCUGUUUCCUACCAUUUUCUUUCCCUCUCUUUUCAUAAAGUAAAUUUGGACCAAAUGGUGCAACUCGUCAACAUAGUUAACUAUUUGCAAGCAUUCUGAUAACUAAUUUGAAUAAUUCAUAUUCUUAAAUCUUAACAGUGAUGAAGAGAUUGGCUCUGCACAGGUGUGAGGACUUAGAGAUCAAGGCAAUUUCUCCAGCAUCUAAGAUCACCAAAUAGAAGCGAACCAUGUAAAUAUUCCAACUAUACUAUCUUCAUGUAAGUACAUGAUUCUGUCAUGAUGCACGGGUUAGUGUUCAUAUCAAUGUAUUGUUGCAUAGCCUGUCUCAUUUGGAUCUAAGAAACUAAUCUUACUCAUACACGAGCUAAGUCAUCUGUACAGAGCUACUAUUAUUGCUUUGCAUGAUCUAAUAAAAUAUAUUGUCCCA
Molecule: messenger RNA, 1534 nt
Organism: Salvia miltiorrhiza (redroot sage)
Lineage: Eukaryota; Viridiplantae; Streptophyta; Magnoliopsida; Lamiales; Lamiaceae
Exons: 2
Coding region: 328-1038 (236 amino acids)
Cellular component (GO): plasma membrane
Source: RefSeq, a predicted model, not a curated record